UUACCACCCAAAGCCUCAAAGAAGAACCAUUUCUUUCUCCAAACACAACACAUUGUCAAUUUGCCGCAUUUACAUUCACAAAGUACUUCCCUCCGUACCCAUUUUCCCAUAUCCAUAGCCAUAAAUUCGUAGUCGAUCCCAGUUUGUUUGAGAUUGAGGAAUAGUUACUACUACUAUAUAUUACUGUUAUUAUUAAUUUUAUUAUGAUUGGUAUGAUUAACUCUGUACUAACGUGCAAACAAGUAUGGCCAAAUUUGCUACAAUUACGAAAUUUACCUCAAAAGGACAAGGUUGUAGUGGUCAUGGGAGUGACCGGGGCUGGAAAAUCAAGACUCUCCAUAGACUUAGCCACUCGAUUCAAUGGAGAAAUAGUGAACUCGGACAAAAUACAAGUGUACAAAGGUCUUGAUAUCGCGACCAACAAAAUAACAGAGGAAGAACGGUGUGGUGUACCACAUCAUCUCCUAGGCGUAAUUGAUCCUUACAAAGAAUUCGCCACCAAAAACUUCUGCAGCAUGGCUUCAUUUGCUGUUAACUCUAUAACCAAACGGGCGAAACUUCCCAUCAUCGUUGGUGGAUCCAAUUCAUUCAUCGAGGCGCUUGUCUACGACAAUUCCUAUCAUUUUAGUACUAGGUACGAUUUUUGUUUUCUAUGGGUGGACGCAUCGAUGAACGUGCUAAAUUCCUUCUUGUACGAACGAGUUGAUAAGAUGGUCGAUCAAGGAAUGGUGGAGGAGGUAAGAAACUUGUUCAAUCCAAAAAACAGGGAUUACACCAAAGGCAUUCGUAAAGCCAUUGGUGUCCCCGAAUUUGACAGUUACUUUCGUGCUCAACUGUCAAAUUCCGUGGACAGACAGACUCGCGAGAGACUGCUAAAGGAAGCAAUUAAUCAAGUGAAGAUCAAUAAUUGUAUACUAGCAAGCAAACAGUUGGUGAAAAUAAAAAGAUUGAUUAACGUUAAGGGAUGGAAAAUUCAUCGAUUAGAUGCAACUGAAGUUUUCAGAAAAAAGAGGAAAGCAGACGAAGAAGAAGCAGAGGAAAUAUGGAAGAAUAUGGUGAUGGGACAAAGCAUAAAGAUUGUGGGUAAAUUUUUAUACGAAAAUUAUAGGAAUUCUAUGGUUUAUAAAAGUGAUGGGACAACCAUUGCAGCGUCGGCCAUGGCAGCAGCAUCUAACUAUUAAAGCAAAAAAAAAAAAAAGAGUUAAUGGUCGAAAAUACACAUAAAUGAAUUAUCACUUUUUUCGCGAGUUUCAUAUCUCAACUAUACAUUGUUCAAUUUAUCAACCUAAACUAUCAUUCGGCUUGUAUUAAAAUAUAUGUUGAGUUGGUCUGCACACCCAAAUAUUUGACCAGCUCAACAUUGAGGUAUAUUUUAAUAGAAUGAUAGUGAUAGUCUAGGCACAUAAAGAGAAUAAUCAAUAGAUAAUGUAUGAAAUUCACGAAAAAAUAACAAUUUAACUGUGUUUUGUACCAUCACCUCAACAAGAAAAAGCAAGUUGUGUGUAUGCAUUAAUCUGAAGACCUUUUUUUGUAACUUAGUCGAGCAUGAUCACCAGUUUUGGGAGAUAACGUUCAUAUAUGUCCACCACAGUAGCUAGCUGUUUAGCAUCAUAUAGUUUAUUUUAUUUUUCACUGAUCACUAUUGUAACUACAAAAAGACUGUAACCCUUUUAAAUGAACAUUGAAUGAUAAUAAAUAACUAUUGUUUUUUCACAA
Molecule: messenger RNA, 1716 nt
Organism: Capsicum annuum
Lineage: Eukaryota; Viridiplantae; Streptophyta; Magnoliopsida; Solanales; Solanaceae
Product: adenylate isopentenyltransferase 3, chloroplastic
Exons: 1
Coding region: 204-1181 (325 amino acids)
Biological process (GO): cytokinin biosynthetic process; tRNA modification
Cellular component (GO): mitochondrion
Molecular function (GO): tRNA dimethylallyltransferase activity
Source: RefSeq, a predicted model, not a curated record